AUGGUCGACGUCGAGGAGAGCCUCGAGGAGAGCCUCGAGCGCGCGGGCCCGAGCACCCAUCGGCUCCACAUCGACGGCCUCCCAUCAGACGUCAGCGACGCCGAGCUCGCACGGCGCUUCACGCCAUUCGGCGAGGUGCGCGAAGCCAGCGUGAUCCGGGGCGCCGACGGCGCUUGCCGCGGCUUCGGGUAUGUCUCGCUGCACGCAGCUCCGCCAGAGGUGGCGCGGUGCAUCAAGGCGUACACUGGCACGCGAUGGCGCGGCAAGCGGCUCGCCGUCGCUCCCGCCAGCGAGGACUACAUGACGCGCGACGCCGGGCAAGAGCAACCGGCAUAG
Emiliania huxleyi CCMP1516 is the source of this 336-nucleotide messenger RNA. RefSeq lists its product as hypothetical. Gene Ontology annotation, molecular function: RNA binding. The coding region runs from base 1 to 336 and encodes 111 amino acids. The record is from RefSeq and is a predicted model, not a curated record. Lineage: Eukaryota; Haptophyta; Isochrysidales; Noelaerhabdaceae. The transcript is spliced from 2 exons.